AUGCCAAAGCGUGGGAAGAAAGCCGUAGCAGAAGACGGGGAAGAACCCAAGUCAGAGCCGGAGACCAAGAAGAGUAAAGGGGCAGCAAAGAAAAAAGAGAAAGAGGCCGCGGGAGAGGGCCCUGUCUUGUAUGGGGACCCUCCAGUUCAGAAAACCUCACCCAGUGGUAAAUCUGCCACUCUCAAGAUAUGCUCCUGAAAUGUGGAUGGGCUUCGAGCCUGGAUUAAGAAGAAAGAUUUAGAGUUGGUAAAGGAAGAAGCACCAGAUAUCUUGUGCCUCCAAGAAACCAAAUGCUCAGAGAACAAACUCCCGGCUGAACUUCAAGACCUGCCUGGACUCGCCCAUCAGUACUGGUUGGCUCCAUCAGACAAGGAAGGAUAUAGCGGUGUGGGUUUAUUUUCCCGCCAGUGCCCACUCAAAGUCUCUUAUGGCAUUGGUGAGAAAGAACAUGAUCAAGAAGGCCGGGUGAUUAUGGCUGAGUUUGAGUCCUUUGUCCUCGUAACAGCCUACGUCCCCAGUGCAGGCCGGGGUCUGGUAAGACUGGAGUACCGACAGCGUUGGGAUGAAGCCUUUCGCAAGUUUCUGAAGGACUUGGCUUCCCGAAAGCCACUUGUGCUAUGUGGGGACCUCAAUGUGGCUCAUGAAGAGAUUGACCUUCGAAACCCCAAAGGAAACAAAAAGAAUGCUGGCUUCACUCCCCAGGAGCGCCAAGGCUUUGGGGAGAUGCUGCAGGAUGUCCCGCUGGCUGACAGCUUCCGGCAUCUCUACCCCAGCACCGCCUAUGCGUACACCUUUUGGACUUACAAGAUGAAUGCUCGGGCUAAGAAUGUCGGUUGGCGCCUUGAUUACUUUUUGUUGUCGCACUCUCUUUUACCUGCAUUGUGUGACAGCAAGAUCCGCUCCAAGGCUCUGGGCAGUGACCACUGUCUCACCCUCUACCUCGCCCUGUGA
This is a messenger RNA of Arvicola amphibius (Eurasian water vole), 951 nucleotides long. Its product is annotated as DNA-(apurinic or apyrimidinic site) endonuclease-like. Gene Ontology annotation, cellular component: nucleus. Gene Ontology annotation, biological process: base-excision repair. Lineage: Eukaryota; Metazoa; Chordata; Mammalia; Rodentia; Cricetidae. Gene Ontology annotation, molecular function: DNA binding; phosphoric diester hydrolase activity; double-stranded DNA 3'-5' DNA exonuclease activity. The record is from RefSeq and is a predicted model, not a curated record.